Ogataea angusta is the source of this 1152-nucleotide messenger RNA. RefSeq lists its product as uncharacterized. The record is from RefSeq and is a predicted model, not a curated record. The coding region runs from base 1 to 1152 and encodes 383 amino acids. The transcript has a single exon. Lineage: Eukaryota; Fungi; Ascomycota; Pichiomycetes; Pichiales; Pichiaceae.
AUGAACCGUUCCCAGCUGGACACGUUGCUCUUGGAGCUUCCCUAUGACGAUCUGGGACUUGCACUUGUGCAGUUCAAGGAGCAGCUCAAGCUGAACGAGGAGUCGCCGGCGUUUCUCCAGACAGUGUUCCCCCGUCUAGCAGAGGUACUUGAUAAGCUGGUGGUUCCAGGCCUGGAUAGCUACGUGAGCGACACCAGUAAAAGCAUCCUUGAAAGCUCAUGCGACGUUAUUUGCUGGUUCUACAACACGUUCUACUCUCAUAGUCGCAACGGAGGCACCGAGCUGAUCAGCCCAGAUCUCACUCUUGGACUGCUAUCCUCUUUCUGGACCAGAAUACCAAAUUUCCCGCAAACACAUCCCGACGGAUUGGUGCUAGUUACCUCCACCAUCCAGAUAGUCCUCGAAACAAUUCCGCGCACUAGCUAUGACGACAUUUUCAGCUGGCUCAAGGACGCCGAGCCACCAAAACACUCGAAUGCCGCUGUGGACGAGUUCUUUUUCACUUGUGUGCGAUCGUUCACGGCAAGAGUGGUGCUCGAUGAGCUGGAAACAUUAACCCAACGCGGUCGACGUCUCUCUGGGACGCCAAGAGAGCUUUUAGAUUCCGUUCUCGAGAUGUACGAGCGAUGGAGACCAGCAGAUAGCACAGAAAGAGGGGAGUAUCUUUUGGAUCGCGAGCUGAGCAUCCUCAAGAAGUCUGCCAGCUCAGAGCCAGCCACCGUGAUCCACGACUCUGCGUGCUCUCCGGUCACAGACCCAAAUUGCUACAAGUACUUCCUCCAACUGGAGAGAGCGAAAUAUGAGAAACAAAAAAAUCCGGACUGGGUGCAGAUCUUCGAGUGUUGCAGAGAAGUGGACUCUCCGAAAUCCAGUACCUGUUCCAGCUCUCUAAGCACUGUGGUCUUCGACACGUCUGACUUCCAACGCCUCAAGGAACCUAAAUCACGAUGCAAUGUUUUCCGUAAAUUGUUCAGAGUCACAAAGCCACUAUUCGUUUCCAAGAAAAUUGACUCCAAUCCUCCAACCUCAUGUCAACUAUCUACCUUCUCCACUAUGAGAUACAGGUUUCUAGACUGGUUCUGGAGCUUUUGGUACCCAGUUGACGAGCACGAGGAGAAAAGGUUCCAGAUCUCACAUUCUUUCUCCAAUUAA